Molecule: messenger RNA, 1083 nt
Organism: Schistocerca serialis cubense
Lineage: Eukaryota; Metazoa; Arthropoda; Insecta; Orthoptera; Acrididae
Product: protein lifeguard 3-like
Exons: 8
Coding region: 1-1083 (360 amino acids)
Biological process (GO): negative regulation of apoptotic signaling pathway
Cellular component (GO): membrane; Golgi apparatus; endoplasmic reticulum
Source: RefSeq, a predicted model, not a curated record
AUGUCUGCCACAGACGCACACAGCGCCGGCGCGUCCAAGAAGGCAGGGGGAGACUCCCGGAACGCCGCCCCCGCGUGCCGACCGCCGCCCCCGACCGCAGCGCCUUCUGCUGGGGACGCGGGCAUCGCGGAGGCGGACAAGCAGCAGGAGGGAGGAGGGUCGGAAGCACCCUCCGCCGCCCCCGCCGCCGUGCCUCCUGGCGAUCCCUCAAAGGAGAGCGACCGUGACUCCAGUCGGGCUGCACAGAGGCCGGGAGCCACCCCCGUCGUAUACGUUCGCGUGCCAGUAGGAGAACAAUACCCACCUCCAGGAUAUUCUCGAGAUGCGGCACCCUACGGAGGAGGGUGGGGCAGCCGUAGGGGUGGUGACGGUGGCGGGGGCGGCGGGGGCCGCUGGCCCACCCUUCGAGACGACGCGGAGUGGGACGACGCAGGUUGGUUCUCUGCGGCGGCGGUGCGGCGCGCCUUCAUCCGCAAGGUGUACUCCGUGCUGUCUCUCCAGCUGGCCCUCACCGUGGGCAUCAUCGCCCUCUUCGUGUUCGACGUGCUGGUGACCGCUUAUGUGGGCUUCAUGGUGACCUACCUGGUACUGGUGUGCUGUGGGGACGUACGCAGACGGCACCCCUGCAACCUCAUCCUCCUCUUCAUCUUCACGCUGUCGUUCGCGUACAUGCUGGGCGUGAUCUCCGCCUUCCACAGCACGUACAUCGUGUUCAUGGCGGCCGCCGUGACCGCCGUCGUGUGCCUGCUCGUCACCCUGGUGGCCACCUUCUCCAAGGUGGACAUCACGGGCUGCGGAGCGCUGCUGUGCGUGCUGGGCAUCGGCGUGCUCAUCUUCGGCGUGGUGCUGGUCCUGGUGUUCCUCAUCUGGGGCCCGAGCAGCCUGCUGCUCGCCGUCUACGCCGGCCUCGUGGGCGUCGUCUUCUCCCUGUACCUGAUGUUCGACACGCAGCUGAUCAUGGGCGGUCGCUACAUGGAGCUGUCCCCGGACGAGUACGUGUACGCAACGCUGAUGCUGUACGUCGACAUCGCCAACAUCUUCUGGGCGAUGCUCACGCUUUUCGGCUACUGCUGCGGCGAGUGA